GUGACGCGUUGCGCCCAUUCACUAAAAAAAUAGGGCAGAAAAGCAAAAGGAGAACGACGCGGCGACAUACCGACAGGAGAACGAAGAGAUGCGCGGAUAGAGAGGCGCUGGAGGGUUAACCACAGCCGAACACGAGCAAACAAACAACCGGCAGCGAUGGAGGAGCUGCGCGUGAUGGACUGCGCCAUGCUGAGGCGGCUCCUGAAGGACGACGGAGCCCACAACAAGUGCCUGCUGCUGGACUGCCGCUCCUUCCUCGCCUUCAGCGCGGGACACAUCCGCGGCGCCGUCAACGCCCGCUGCAACACCAUCGUCCGGAGGCGCGCGAAGGGCUCCGCGCUGAGCCUGGACCGGAUUCUGGCCGGGGACGAGGAGGUCCGGGGCCGCCUCCGCUCCGGGAUGUACUCCGCCGUGGCGCUGUACGACGAGCGGACUCCGGACGCGGACUCCGUGAAGGAGGACAGCACCGUGAACGUGGUGCUGCACGCGCUGCUCAGAGACUCCCAGGGAACACACAUUUACCUGCUCAAAGGGGGAUAUGACAGAUUUUUCUCGGAGUAUCCAGAGUUUUGCUUAAAGACCAAAUCCAUACCACCCCUCAGCAGCCAGUCCAGCGUGGACUCUUCCUGCUCGUCGUGUGGAACGCCGCACAAUGACCAGAGAAAUCACGAGGGCACCGACUCAGAAAGCCCAGCCUCCUCCAUCUGUGUGUUUUCUGAGGAUAAAAAUGCUUCGCUGUCUUCCGGUGAAGCAUUUUCAGGUGCACUUACCAUUCAGAACGUCUUCAGUUUCCUGUGGAAGCAUGGAGACCAUAUGCUGAGAGCUUAG
This is a messenger RNA of Nematolebias whitei (Rio pearlfish), 828 nucleotides long. RefSeq names its product dual specificity protein phosphatase 4. Gene Ontology annotation, molecular function: MAP kinase tyrosine/serine/threonine phosphatase activity. NCBI's taxonomy places the organism in Eukaryota, Metazoa, Chordata, Actinopteri, Cyprinodontiformes, Rivulidae. The record is from RefSeq and is a predicted model, not a curated record. Bases 157 to 828 code for a protein of 223 amino acids. The transcript has 3 exons. Gene Ontology annotation, biological process: protein dephosphorylation.